Molecule: messenger RNA, 1419 nt
Organism: Aspergillus uvarum CBS 121591
Lineage: Eukaryota; Fungi; Ascomycota; Eurotiomycetes; Eurotiales; Aspergillaceae
Product: zf-CSL-domain-containing protein
Exons: 6
Coding region: 1-1419 (472 amino acids)
Biological process (GO): protein histidyl modification to diphthamide
Molecular function (GO): metal ion binding
Source: RefSeq, a predicted model, not a curated record
AUGAUCCCGCCGUGCGACCCAGUCAUUCUUGAGAACAACCCCCAAUUCAAACAUCUCUACGAACAAGUGACUACAAAGUUUCUCAACCCGGAUGGCUCGACGCGCGCCAAUGAUGCACAGCCGGCAAGAACGGCACUUUUGGAAGAAUUAAACGACUGUCGCAUCCGCGAUGCAAGGAAGAAGAUCACAAAGCAGACAUUGCGACGACUGGCAUUUGAUCCCGAUAGCGAGCUCCCGGACGAGUAUCGAGACCCCGCAGCGAUCGUAUACCUCUACCUCGAAUCCCGCCCCGAUGUGAUCAACCUUCCUGCCGACAACGACGAUCAGCCCGACACCGACACCGCCCUUCAUCUCCUCACUCCAGACAUCGACCUAUUCUACUCCAGCCUCCCAGACCUUGUGGAGCCUUUUUCCCGCAUAUUGCUGGCCGACCUUUGCGAUCUACGUGCAAUCACAGAGGCAGGAGCAGAUCCAGAUGAACCCGCCGCCGCCGCUUCACCCGCGGAAGGUCCUCGGACACGCGCCCGCACGCGCCAGACAACAACCGGCAGCAGAAGAACCGCAGCGCAGCAGAUCACACUCUCCUCGCGGCUGGACAAGCGCAUCCAGGCCCUGCGCCAUAGACAAUUGAGCGAAUUACCCGCAGCGCGAACCCGCAUGGCUGCGACCGCUGCCGAAGUUCUGGCGACGCGGACUGCGGUGUUAGAACGGACGGUGAUGCUUCUUGAACGGGCGAAGCAUGGGGCACUCGCUCGGGCCACGAAGGCCAAGGCAGAGCAUUUGGCCACGGUCGCGCAGGGGCUGGAAGGCAGGCUCAGUGUUAUGAAGCUAGAGGUUUCGGCCACGAUCCAUACUCCGGAGGUUGUUGCGGCGCUGGGUCGGUAUUGGGAUCAUCUUGAGGAUACGCGGGAGCGUCUGGAAGAGAGGCGUGCGGAGGUACUGGGGGAACUCAAAGCGUAUGGUCUUGUGGCAGAGGAUGAAUCCGGUAGAGGAGAGGGUGCGUCUGAAGAUUCAAUUCGCUCCGAGCCCGAAACCAUGGGAGAGGAAAUAACUUUGAUCUCCAAACUGAACAAAAUCAGCCCCCUCCCUCUUCCCCCAAGAGAAUAUACAUCAGUCAACCCAAUACCCGAUCCUCUCACAAAACUCCAUAUCAUAUCCAAAAUGGCCGACGACGCGAUCUCCAUCUACGACGAAAUCGAAAUCGAAGACAUGACCUUUGACCCCAACCUCCAGAUCUACCACUACCCGUGCCCGUGUGGCGACCGGUUCGAGAUCGCGAUCGACGACCUCCGCGACGGCGAGGAUAUCGCCGUCUGUCCUAGUUGCAGUCUGAUGAUCCGGGUGAUUUUUGACGAGGCUGAUCUCGUUAAGGAUGACGAUAAGAAUGGGUCCGCGGGCGCGGUUGCCGUUCAGGCUUGA